AUGGCGUACAACGCGCAAAACUACGGGGACGCCCACAACAACGAAUACACGCCCGGCAGGCACGAUGAGGACGAGGUCGGUCGCUCUCUCCUGCACGAGAACGCGGCAGGCACCCAGCAAGACCCCUUCUACGGCCACCCGGAGAACCGCCCACACUCGACCUACAGCCUGACCGAGACAUAUGCCACCGACCGCCCGACACAGUACCCCAGCGAGGCCCACGGCGGCUCUGACGUCUACUCGGCCACCGGUGGCUACGAGCCUGCCGCCGACUUUGGCGCUGCCCAACGGGUCUCCUCGCCCUACCAGAGGAGCGAGACCAGCUCGACCGAGGCCUGGCGACAGCGCCAGCAGCCAGGCGGUGCCGUUGCUGCUGCCGGUGGCCUCAAGCGCGGCAUGACGCGCAAGGUCAAGCUUGUGCAGGGCUCCGUCCUCAGCGCCGACUAUCCCGUCCCCUCUGCCAUCCAGAACGCCAUCCAGGCAAAGUACCGCAACGACCUCGAGAGUGGCAGUGAGGAGUUUACACACAUGCGCUACACGGCCGCGACAUGUGACCCCAACGACUUCACCCUGAAGAACGGCUACAAUCUGCGCCCGGCCAUGUACAACCGCCACACCGAGCUGCUCAUCGCUGUUACGUACUACAACGAAGACAAGGUGCUCACGGCUCGUACACUCCACGGUGUUAUGCAGAACAUCCGCGACAUCGUCAACCUGAAGAAGUCCGAGUUCUGGAACAAAGGAGGUCCAGCCUGGCAGAAGAUCGUCGUCUGCUUGGUCUUCGACGGUAUCGACCCUUGCGACAAGGGCACACUCGAUCUGCUCGCUACCAUCGGUAUCUACCAGGACGGUGUCAUGAAGAAGGACAUUGACGGAAACGAGACCGUUGCGCACAUCUUCGAGUACACCACUCAGCUGUCCGUUACGCCCAACCAGCAGCUGAUCCGUCCUCACGACGACAGCGCCAGCACGCUUCCUCCCGUCCAGAUGAUAUUCUGCUUGAAGCAGAAGAACACCAAGAAGAUCAACUCCCACAGAUGGCUCUUCACCGCCAUUGGCCGCAUCCUCAACCCCGAAGUCUGCAUCCUGCUCGAUGCCGGUACCAAGCCUGGUCCCAAGUCCCUGCUCGCUCUCUGGGAGGCUUUCUACAACGACAAGGACCUGGGCGGUGCUUGUGGUGAAAUCCACGCCAUGUUGGGCAAGGGCUGGAAGAACCUGCUCAACCCGCUCGUUGCGUCCCAGAACUUCGAGUACAAGAUCAGUAACAUUCUCGACAAGCCGCUGGAAUCGUCUUUCGGAUACGUCUCGGUUUUGCCCGGUGCUUUCUCCGCCUACCGUUAUCGCGCGAUCAUGGGCAGACCCCUGGAGCAAUAUUUCCACGGUGAUCACACGCUAGCCAAGAUUCUUGGCAAGAAAGGUAUCGAGGGCAUGAACAUUUUCAAGAAGAACAUGUUCUUGGCCGAAGAUCGUAUUCUCUGCUUCGAAUUGGUCGCCAAGGCUGGCUCCAAGUGGCAUCUUACCUACGUAAAGGCCUCCAAGGGUGAAACCGAUGUGCCCGAAGGGGUUGCCGAAUUCAUCGGUCAGCGUCGUCGUUGGCUCAACGGUUCCUUUGCUGCCGGUAUCUACUCGCUUCUUCACUUCGGCCGCAUGUACAAGUCCGGCCACAACAUCCUCCGCAUGUUUUUCCUCCACUUUCAAAUGCUCUACACCACCUGUAACACCAUCCUCACUUGGUUCUCCAUGGCUUCCUUCUGGCUUACUACCGCCGUCAUCAUGGACCUUGUAGGCACACCUACCGAGAACAAGAAGGCAUGGCCUUUCGGAAACAAAGUCACCCCCAUCUUCAACACCAUCGUCCAAUACGUCUACCUGGCUUUCCUCGGUCUUCAGUUCAUUCUCGCCUUUGGUAACCGUCCCAAGGGUUCCGUCUGGUCCUACCUGCUCUCGUUCGGUGUGUUUGCCUUGAUCCAGUUCUAUGUCGUCAUCUUGUCCCUGUACCUCGUUGUCCAAGCGUUCACGAACCCAACAUCGCAGAAGCUCGACACUUCUUCGCCAUCUGCAUUUGCCGAAUCCUUCUUCGCGUCGGAUGGUGUCGGUAUCAUUAUUAUUGCGCUUGCGUCUACGUUCGGUCUCUACUACGUUGCGUCGUUCCUGUACAUGGACCCGUGGCACAUGUUUACCUCGUUCCCCCAGUACCUGCUCAUCAUGUCGUCGUACAUCAACAUUCUCAAUGUUUACGCCUUCUCCAACUGGCACGAUGUUUCUUGGGGUACAAAGGGUUCCGACAAGGCUGAGGCUCUGCCCUCUGCGAAAACAGAAAAGGGCGACGAUGGAAAAACUACGGUCAUUGAAGAACCGGAUUUGCCCCAAGCCGACAUUGACUCUCAGUUCGAGGCUACCGUCAAGCGUGCUUUGGCUCCUUACGUUCCUCCUGUUGAGAGCAACGAGAAGACCCUUGAGGAUUCUUACAAGGCUUUCCGUACCCAUUUGUGUACUCUCUGGAUUGGGUCCAACGUUCUGCUUGCCGUCGUUGUUACCCAGGACAGCUUUGACCGUUUCGGUUUCUCGUCGUCCGCCACCACCCGAACUGCCCACUUCUUCCAGGCCCUUCUUUGGGCAACUGCCGGUCUGGCUAUAGUUCGCUUCCUGGGAUGUUUGUGGUUCCUUGGACGCACUGGUAUCUUCUUCUGCGUGCGACGUCGCUAG
Messenger RNA from Ascochyta rabiei, 2706 nucleotides. Its product is annotated as Chitin synthase. The transcript has 6 exons. Bases 1 to 2706 code for a protein of 901 amino acids. Gene Ontology annotation, cellular component: cell septum; cell periphery. NCBI's taxonomy places the organism in Eukaryota, Fungi, Ascomycota, Dothideomycetes, Pleosporales, Didymellaceae. The record is from RefSeq and is a predicted model, not a curated record. Gene Ontology annotation, molecular function: chitin synthase activity.